This is a messenger RNA of Caenorhabditis bovis, 639 nucleotides long. The record is from the annotation of a GenBank genome assembly. NCBI's taxonomy places the organism in Eukaryota, Metazoa, Nematoda, Chromadorea, Rhabditida, Rhabditidae.
AUGUGUAGCAAGACGCUCCAGAACGACGUCGGACGGGUGGCGACGGACACCAGCCACAUUCGGACCAAGACGGUGGAGCUGGCAAUGGAGGUGGCGGAGAUGCGGCGCGCCUUGGGAAGGGAGAAGCAGGCUCAUCAGGACGUGCUGUUGAUGCUUCAACAGCUACGCGAAAAGCAUGUUACCCUUAACAAGCAACUGGCGGCGGUACUCGCGAGUGCGGCUUCGGAACCGAAGGUGACGAUCGGCGGCGCCGGAAAGCCGGAGAAGGUUAUCACCUGCACCCUGUGCUCCGAAGAACACAAGGAGGAACUGUGCCAGAGAUUCCCGACGGCGACGGACCGGCUGCUCAAGGCCAUCGAGGCGGAGCUGUAUCUGAAAUGUGCCAGGCACCCAGCUCGAGUUAAGUGCCGCCACCAGAGGUUGAAGUGCCCAAGGUGUGGCUCGGAAGCCCACUUGCAGAUAAAGGUUAUUAAUAGCAAUGUGUUAUUGAUUCGAUUGAACUUGAAAGGGAACGACGAGGUCGUUGACGAACCGCAUAAGAAGGGGCUGACUCUCAUCGUUCAGACGGGGGGUGAAAAACUGACGAACGACAAUUGGAUGUUAAUCUUGAAACUCUGGGUGGAGCUGAGACCACCAUAA